GUUUUCCAUGGUUAGGUCUUCAGAAUAUGAGUUUGUAAUGAUCUGGAUUCAUAAGUGAUGACGAAAGCCUCCAUGUCAAUGAAAGAAUUAAGACUACUCAAGGACAAAUUGGAAACUGCAGUCUCUUGUAUCAGUUUGAAUACACUGAAACCAGUAAAACUACCGCUACUACAGAUUUGAUUUCCAAAGACACUCGGAACCUAUAAGAGGCAUUUAGACACAGGAGAUUGAAACAUAGUCAUUCUGGAAAAACCAUUCACGUAAAUGAUGAUUUUUGGAUUGCCAGGAGAAGUUUUGUUUUAAAUAAUCAAAAUGCAUUACAUUUGCUCAUUGCGUUUUUUCGUCAUGAAUUGCUAGUUCAGGCCAACUGUGGGGCUUCCUCAUUUAUAAACAUUACUGUUUCUUAAUUCUGAUUGGUUUUUCAUGUUCAGUGCAAAAUGCCUUUACCUCUGAUCUUCGUAUUGCUAGUAUUCAGUUUAUGUCAUUGUAGCAAACUUAAUUCACAGCACUUCAACUCAGAACGUUCAUUCACUAUAGACUACGGAAAUCAUGUUUUCAUGAAAGAUGGUGCACCUUUCCAAUACAUCUCUGGGAGUGUACAUUACUCCCGCAUUCCGAAAAUUUACUGGCAUGAUCGACUUUAUAAAAUGAAGGCUUCUGGAUUGGAUGCUAUUCAAAUUUAUGUGCCAUGGAAUUUUCACCAGCCUGAAGAGGACAUAUUCGACUUCACUGGAGAUCGAAAUCUGACAGAAUUUAUAAGCUUGGCAUCAUCAUUAGAUCUUCUAGUAAUAGCUCGAGUUGGACCUUACAUUUGUGCUGAGUGGGACUUUGGUGGACUUCCAGCGUGGCUUUUGCGGGUGAAUCCACUGAUGAAAAUACGCAGCAGUGACCCGGAAUAUAUGAAGUAUGUGAGACAGUGGUUCAACGUUCUACUACCCAGCAUUAAACCCUUAUUAUAUGAAAAUGUGGGACCAAUAAUUAUGGUACAGCUGGAAAAUGAGUAUGGCUCGUAUAUAAAUUGUGAUCAAAAAUAUAUGACAGAAUUGUAUGAUUUAGGACGUUCUCUUCUAGGUGAAAAUAUUUUAAUUUUCACAACAGAUGGUGCUGACCUACAGCUUUUGAAAUGCGGAUCAUCUGAUAAACGUUAUCUAGCUACAAUCGACUUUGGUCCCACAACCAUCCCUGUUCCCAAAGCAUUCGAACCUCUAGAAAUGUUUCGAGCAAACCAACCAUGGGUGAACAGUGAAUACUAUGUCGGUUGGUUAGAUGUUUGGAACGGUAUCCACAAUCGAGUCGAUCCUAUACGGGCAGCAACUGCAUUAAAUCACUUGAUUAGUUAUUCAGAGAGAGUUAAUGUCAAUAUCUAUAUGUUCCAUGGGGGAACUAAUUUCGGAUUUUGGAAUGGUGGAGCUAGACCAAGGUCAUCAAUUACAAGUUAUGAUUACGACGCACCUAUCAGUGAGUCCGGUGAUAUAACAUGGAAGUAUAUGGUUUUUAGAGAACUAUUAUUUAAGAGAAAAGGUAUAAAGCCACCACAGUUGCCUCAGAAUACUACUAAAAAAGCAUACGGUAAAGUUAAAAUGAUGCUCAAAUCUCACCUGCUGACUAAUAAAGGUCCAGUUACGCAUGCUAAUUUUCCAGUACAUAUGGAGCGCUUGAGACAGUAUAAUGGAUACAUGAUCUACUCAGUGCCUUUAACAAUCGAUAAACCCGAGAAGCUAUUUUUAGAUUUCUUUCGUAUCUCAGAUAUUGCUCAUAUUUUUACUGGUGAUAAGUCUGGACGUUAUACAUAUUAUGGCUCACUGGAGUACAAGGAUAAAGUUUUUAAAAUGGAUAAUAUUCAUGAUGUACAGAAUUUAACCAUAAUCGCAGAAAAUGCUGGUCAUGUUAAUUACGGUUUCGAAAUGAUCUAUGAUAAGAAGGGGAUUAUUGGACCAGUAUUUCUUAACAGUAAAGUACUUGAUGUCUGGGAAAUGAUUCCAAUUAAAGAUCCUUUUUCCUUAGACUACGUAUAUCAAAAGUAAGUUAAGCUUCACUAAUCUUAUAAAUCUACAUUAAAUUAGUUUAUAUGCCUCCGUUCAGCUUUAAACAGAGAUUUAUUCUAUGGUAUUAAGAGUUAUUGUGGUGCUGUUUUCCUGUUGUAAUUUUAUUUAACACGGAAAGGUUUCACUGAUGUCAUCAUUUAAAUUUUAUGUCAUGUAUGUAAAACUAAUGUAUUCAGUUGCUGGGGUAGGACAAUUUAGAGACUAAGAAGAACUACUCGCUAGAUGAUCCGAGAGGAAAUACAAAAAUCUUAUGUCUAUUUGACCAUACAUAGUGUAGUGCUAAUAUUUAUACUAUCCAUCUCUCUUAUAAACAACUUACUAUACGAGGAUGCGCAUAAUUUAUUUCAUACUCUAUGAUUUUGCACAACAAAAAACAACAACUACUAGUUAUUGGAAUCAGAGGAUUAUUUUGACACAGAUUACCACUAAAAGCAAUUGUAAUUUUUAAAGCAAGAAUAAGUAAUUGUAUAUCAAGCUGUCAAUUUCACCUUUACAUUCUUCUCCUCCGAAAACUAGCAUUUUCACAACAUUUCAAUGUGUUUUUCUUUAUUUGACACUAAGACUAUCAGCUACGUAUUGAAUACAUGGUUGAUUGUUGAUUUUAAAAAUUGGAUGCACAUACGCAUCUGUCAGUUUUCUGUGAUGCUACAUAACGGUGAUUCACAAUAUUUUGUUUAAAUGUUACUGUUGUAGUAUUUUGUUAAUGAACAUUGCAGAAAAAUUAUCAUAAAGUAGGGGAAGUGGAAUACCUUUCCAUCAAUGAAUUGUUUGUUACUUCACAGCCAACAUGAUUGCAGUUGAACACGAAGGCACCCUGGUUGAAAGUGAGUGGCCAGUACCUGGACGCAUUUACCAUGGAACAUUUACUGUCGAUGAACUUGGUGAUACAUUCAUUCAUCCUGACUCUUUUUCACGAGGUAUAAUUUCAGUUAAUGGCUUUCACAUUGGUCGAUUUGAUCAGAUUCAAGGACCUCAGCUUCGACUUUAUGUGCCUAAAUCAUUUUUAAAGUUAGGGGAGAAUCAACUGGUCAUUACAAUAUUGCAAGGUCCUGUUAAGCGAUUCGGUGAACAACAGGUUGAGGUUUCAUUUCAUGAUUCAAUGUUAUGGAGCAAAUAGCGAAGAAAGCUGUGCAUAAGUUGGUGAUUUAUCAGUCGUGGUCUCUAAUAUGUACUCAAUGAACUGAACUAAUAUCUUUUUCUUUUCUUUAAUUAUCAUUCUAAUUAAUUAACUUUAAUUCCAUUACGUUGAACUCUCUCCAGAUUCUUGUCAAUUGUUUUUGUUUCUUGCAAAUGACUGUUAUCUUUUCUAAACAAACGUUGUCAUAAGGUUUUUGGUUUCAAUAAUUAUUAUAUUUUAUCAAACAGUCGCAAAUUUUCACUUUCCAAAUUUCAACAACGCGAUGGAGGUCUUAACAAAAGUCUGAUGCUACGUAUUACCAAAUACCGAGAAUAUCUUCUCUGAUGAAUCCGGGGACAUUAAAUGGAUGAAUUUUAGAAAACAGAUUCCUGCUAAGCGGUUUAAUGGUGAAAUGCGAAAACUUAAUUGCUUAAGGAGAGUAGGUUUGUUCUUUUAUUUUCGAAUACACUAAUUCUGUCCAUGGGCUCAUAGUUUUAGAUGAAUUUCUUCAUUGAUUAUUCACAUUUUAAAAAGCAUUUAUAACCAAGAAUAACUGGAAGAUCAUUUUUUCAUUGUUUGAAUCCCUUCAUUAACACUCUCUAGUGAACUUAAGAUGCAGAAACUUAGGAGUUAAUUAAACCCUCGUACAAGGAACAAUGUAAAAUGACUUCUAG
This is a messenger RNA of Trichobilharzia regenti, 3836 nucleotides long. The record is from the annotation of a GenBank genome assembly. Lineage: Eukaryota; Metazoa; Platyhelminthes; Trematoda; Strigeidida; Schistosomatidae.